AUGGCUCGCAGUUAUGCCGAGAGAGCAAAUACUCAUCAAUCACCUGUGGCACGACGACUGUUUGCGCUUAUGGAACAGAAACAGAGUAACCUAUGCGCAUCAGUCGACGUGAGAACAACUAAAGAAUUAUUGGAGCUUCUAGAUAAAUUGGGCCCAUUUAUCUGUUUGGCCAAGACUCAUAUCGACAUAAUUGAUGACUUCACGUAUGAUGGAACUAUUCUGCCUUUAUUGGAACUAUCAAAGAAACACAAGUUUUUAAUUUUUGAGGACAGAAAGUUUGCUGAUAUAGGCAACACUGUCAAGCAUCAAUAUCAAGGAGGUGUCUACAAGAUUGCACAAUGGGCAGAUAUUACAAAUGCUCAUGGUGUCAUUGGUAGUGGAAUUGUAAAGGGUCUAAAGGAGGCAGCCACUGAGACAACAGAUCAACCAAGGGGACUAUUGAUGUUGGCUGAACUGUCGUCAAAGGGAUCAAUUGCCCAUGGUAAGUACACCGAAGAAACUGUAGAAAUUGCAAAAUCAGACAAGGAAUUCGUCAUUGGGUUUAUUGCUCAAAAUUCUAUGGGAGGACAAGAUGAAGGGUUCGAUUGGAUUAUUAUGACACCAGGUGUUGGUUUGGAUGACACUGGUGAUGCUCUAGGCCAACAAUAUCGAACAGUGAGUCAAGUAUUUUCCACUGGCACUGACAUCAUAAUCGUAGGUCGUGGUUUGUUUGGCAAGGGCAGAGAUCCCUUAAAAGAAGGUGAACGGUAUAGAAAAGCUGGGUGGGAAGCUUACCAAAAUAUUCUGAGGUAA
Molecule: messenger RNA, 792 nt
Organism: Komagataella phaffii GS115
Lineage: Eukaryota; Fungi; Ascomycota; Pichiomycetes; Pichiales; Pichiaceae
Product: Orotidine-5'-phosphate (OMP) decarboxylase
Exons: 1
Coding region: 1-792 (263 amino acids)
Biological process (GO): 'de novo' UMP biosynthetic process; 'de novo' pyrimidine nucleobase biosynthetic process
Cellular component (GO): cytosol
Molecular function (GO): orotidine-5'-phosphate decarboxylase activity
Source: RefSeq, a predicted model, not a curated record